Gasterosteus aculeatus aculeatus (three-spined stickleback) is the source of this 5901-nucleotide messenger RNA. RefSeq names its product laminin, beta 1b (gene lamb1b). Lineage: Eukaryota; Metazoa; Chordata; Actinopteri; Perciformes; Gasterosteidae. Gene Ontology annotation, biological process: basement membrane assembly; animal organ morphogenesis; axon guidance. Gene Ontology annotation, molecular function: structural constituent of synapse-associated extracellular matrix; integrin binding. Gene Ontology annotation, cellular component: laminin trimer. The record is from RefSeq and is a predicted model, not a curated record.
AGGGGGUCUUUCAGGGGUUCAGGGACAUUGUAAAAGAGAUCACAGAUAAUCAUGUGGUGUUUUGUGUGAUGAAUUAGUUGUAUAGAAUCUUCACGCACGAGCAGCAUCUUCAUUGCCGUGACUACUGGGGCACUGUUCACACUGCAUACCCGGGGUCAUCCUGGGAUCGGCACUUCCCACACUCCAUAGAGGCGGACUGGUACAAGAAGUGAAACCCUGUAACUUCAGACUCCGUGAGAGCUGCAGGACGCGUCCACAUCGUCCACUGACGAUGCUGCUGCUGGAAAUGUCGCCCGCGGUCCUCUUCAUAACGACUUUGGCGCUGUGCUGCUCCGUCAGGGCGCAGCAGCAGCUGCCCGAGUUCCCGGAUGUGUGCACGGAGGGCAGCUGCUAUCCGGCCACAGGUGACCUGCUGAUCGGCCGCGCGCACAAGCUCUCCGUCUCCUCCACCUGCGGCGCGGAGCGUCCGGAGCGCUUCUGCAUCGUCGGGCAUCUGGAGGAGGAGAAGAAAUGCUUCGUGUGCGACUCGCGGCGCGUCUUCGACGAGGACAGCAACCAAGGCAGCCACGCCAUCGACAACCUGGUCACCACCUUCGCCCACAACCGGCUGAAGACCUGGUGGCAGUCGGAGAACGGUGUGGAGAACGUGACGAUCCAGCUGGACCUGGAGGCCGAGUUUCACUUCACGCACCUUAUCAUGACCUUCAAGACGUUCCGGCCGGCCGCCAUGGUGAUCGAGCGCUCCAUGGACUUCGGGACAACGUGGCAGGUUUAUCGCUACUUCGCCCACGACUGCGAGGCCUCCUUCCCCGGCGUGCCCUCCGGGCCGAUGGCCAAGGUCAACGAAAUCAUCUGCGACUCCCGUUACUCCGACAUCGAACCGUCCACGGAGGGAGAGGUGAUAUUUCGGGUGCUGGACCCCGUCUUUGAGAUUGAAGACCCCUACAGCCUGAAGAUACAGAACAUGCUGAAGAUCACGAACCUGCGGGUGAAGUUCCUGAAGCUCCACACGUUGGGCGACAACCUGCUCGACUACCGCGAGGAGGUGACGGAGAAGUACUACUACGCCCUCUACGACAUGGUCGUCCGCGGCAACUGCUUCUGCUACGGCCACGCCUCCGAGUGCGCCCCGAUCGACCACGGAACACCGGCCGCCAUCGAGGGAAUGGUCCAUGGCCGCUGUGUGUGUAAUCACAACACCGAGGGACUAAACUGUGAGCGCUGUCAGGACUUCUACCAGGAGUUGCCGUGGAGACCAGCGGAGGGCCGAAACAGCCACGCCUGCAAGAGGUGCGAGUGCAACCGGCACGCCGCGUCGUGCCACUUCGACCCGGCCGUGUACGCCACCACCGGCGGCGCCAGCGGAGGCGUGUGCGACGACUGCCGCCACAACACGGCGGGGCGCCAGUGCGAGCAGUGCGCGCCCUUCUACUACAAGCACCCGAACCGCGACCUCAGGGACCCCAACGUCUGCCAGCCGUGUGACUGUGACCCGGCCGGCUCUCUGCAGGGCGGGCUGUGCGACCCGCGCACCGACGUGGCCGCCGGGCUGAUCUCGGGCCAGUGCCGCUGCAAGGCCAACGUGGAGGGCGAGCGCUGCGACCACUGCAGACAGGGCCACCACGGCCUGGGGGCGGAGCCUCACGGCUGCCUGCCUUGUACCUGCAACCCGCUGGGCACGCUGCCCGGAGGAAACCCCUGCGACCCGGACGCCGGAAGCUGCUUCUGCAAGCGACUCGUCGGCGGACACAACUGUGACGCGUGUCUGCCGCAGCACUGGGGUCUGUCCAACGACAUGGACGGCUGCAGGCCGUGUGACUGCGACCACGGCGGGGCCGUCCACGACGACUGUGACCCCCGCUCGGGUCAGUGUGCGUGCAGGGAGCACAUGCACGGGAGGCGCUGCGAUCGAGUCCAGUCCGGCUUCUACUCCGUCUCCCUGGACCACUACACCUACGAAGCCGAGGACGCCGCGCACGGCCCCGGCGUGACGGUGGUGCCGAGGCCCCGCCCUCUGGACCGCAGCCCCACGUGGACCGGCCCGGGCUUCGUCAACGUCCCGGAAGGAGCCUACCUGGAGUUCACCGUGGACAACGUCCCCGAGUCCAUGGACUACGACGUCCUGAUCCGCUACGAGCCGCAGCUGCCCGAGCAGUGGGAGCAGGUGGACGUCCGGGUGCAGCGUCCCGCCUCCACCCCCCAGGAACACGCCCCUUUCUGCGGCGGCCGCGAAGACCAGGACGACCAGUCCGUCUCCCUCCCGCCUGGAUCCAGGCACGUGUCGCUGGGGAGGCCGGUGUGCUUGGAGAGAGGACUGAACUACACCAUCCGUCUCACUCUGCCGCUGUACUCGUCAGCCGGCGACGUCCAGAGCCCGUACACGCUCAUCGACUCGUUGGUGCUGAUACCCUCGGUGAGGGAGCUGAACAUGUUCCACGGGCUGGACGGGGACGAAGCGUGGGACACGUUCCAGCGCUACCGCUGUCUGGAGAGCAGCCAGAGCGUCAUCAAGAGCCCUCUGACCGACAUCUGCAACGACUACAUCUUCAGCGUCUCCGCCCUGCUGCACAAAGGCGCCGUGGAAUGCCGCUGUGACCCCCAGGGUUCGCUCAGCGCCGUGUGCGAGGCCAGCGGCGGCCAGUGCCGGUGUCGACCCAACGUCGCGGGCAGGAACUGCGACCGCUGUGCGCCCGCCACGUUCCUCUUCGGCCCCGCCGGCUGCAGACCCUGCGGCUGUGACCCCCUGGGCUCCGUCGGCGCCUUUUGCCACGAGGCGACGGGCCAGUGCGAGUGCGCGCCGGGCGCCGCGGGGCGCCACUGUUCCCACUGCCUGCCGGGCUUCUGGGGCUUCCCCCAGUGCCGAGCGUGCCAGUGCAACGGCCACAGCGAGUACUGCCACCCUCAGAGCGGCGAGUGUCAGGGCUGCAGAGACUUCACCGCCGGACGCCACUGCGCGAGGUGUCUGGCCGGUUACCACGGUGACCCACAGCUGGGCUCGGGUGGCCACUGCCGUCCCUGCAUGUGCCCCGACGGCCCGAGCAGCGGACGCCAGUUUUCAGACAGCUGUUACCUCCCGGCUGCCGCGAACCAGCUGGUGUGUGUGUGCAGCCCCGGAUACAAAGGUGCCAGGUGUGAUGAGUGCGCCCCCGGCUACUUCGGGAACCCUCAGGUGCCCGGCGGGCGCUGCUUGCCCUGCCAGUGCAACAGCAACAUCGACAUGCACGACCCGGGGUCCUGCGACGCUCGUACGGGCGCCUGUCUCAAAUGCCUGCAUCACACCGAGGGCUACGGGUGUCAGCAAUGCAGACAGGGUUACCACGGCGACGCGGCCGCGCAGACCUGCUGGAAGUGCACGUGCGACUCGGCGGGCACGUCACCUCGGGCCUGCUCCUCCCCCGGCGAGUGCCAGUGCGACCGCCGCAGCGGCCAGUGCCCCUGCUUGCCCAACGUGGUCGGUCAGAACUGCGACGCCUGCGCCGCCGACACGUGGGACAUGGCGGGCGGGGCGGGCUGCCGGCGCUGCGACUGCGACCCCGUCCACUCCUUCGGGUCCUCCUGCGACGAGGUCACGGGACAGUGUUCGUGCAGACCCGGUUUCGGCGGGAAGACGUGUCGAGAAUGCAGGGAGCUCUUCUGGGGGGACCCGCAGGUCAAAUGUCACGCUUGCGACUGCGACUCUCGGGGGAUCUCCAGCGGGCAGUGCCACCGGGCCACCGGCGCGUGCACCUGCGCGGCGGGCGUGUCCGGCCCGCGCUGUGACCAAUGUGCCCGCGGCCACCGCGGCGACUUCCCCGCCUGCGAACCCUGCCACCGCUGCUUCGCCGCGUGGGACGCGACGGUCGGCGAGCUGACCAAUCAGACGCGCCGCCUGGAGGCCCGGGUGACGCGGCUGCGGGCCAGCCGGGUGACGGCGCCGUACAAAGACUUGUUCCGCAGCCUGGAGAGGAACGCCGACGCCGUGAGAGGAAUAGUGGAGAGAAAGCCGGCGGCGGAGCUGGAGCAGAUCCAGGAGCUGAUGCAGCAGAUCACCGGCGUGAUGUCCUACCUGAACGGAAAGCUGAACACCACGGAGGAGACCGCGAGCCUCCUGCGGCGAGACGCCAACGCCACCGACGCCAACCUGGGUGCGCUGAGCGACGCGGCCGAGCAGCUGCAGCGGACGGUCCGGGAGCUGCAGCAGCGGGUGUCCGACAUCAAGAACGCCAACAUCCAGGGCGCCGCGGACACCAUCGCGGAGGCGCGCGCGCAGUCCGUGGCGGCCGAGCGCAGCGCCAACACCUCCACCAGCGGCCCCGGGAGCUGGGUGGAGCAAUCGGCGGCGCUGCGGAAAGCCGCGGAGGGCAAACUGAGCGGCGCUCGGAAGGAGUUCGACCGCAGGAACCAGAGGAACUCGGAGAAGCUGGACAAGCUGUCGGCCGCGCUGGAGACGCUGGUCCUGUCCCCGCUGAGCGAGGCGACGUGUGGCGGUGCAGCUGAAGGGGACGGAUGCUCCGGCUCCCCCUGCGGCGGUUUGGGUUGCGGCGGCGAGGGCGGAGCGCCUCGGUGCGGCGGGGAGGGGUGCGGAGGCCUCGUCGCCGCCUCCCACGCCGCGCUGACAUCAGCCAGGGACCGGGACCGGCAGGUGGUCGCAGCGGGCCACGAGGUGGACGAGCUCUCUCGGCUGGUGUGGGAGGCCAACAACCGCGCCAACGAGGCCAAGGUGAGCGCUCUGGGAGCGCUGGUCGGAUCCAACCGGAGCAGAGAGAGGGUGGAGCAGAGCAACCAGCAGCUGCGGAGCCUCAUCAUGGAGAUACGGGACCUGCUGAGCGACGAGAAGGCGAAUGUUUCGGUGAUCGAGGCGGUGGCCGACGAGGUGUUGGCUCUGAAGAUGCCGACCUCCACCCAGGAGCUGCGGGAGCUGACGAAGGAGAUCAGGGAGAAGGUGGAGAGUCUGACCAGCGUGGAGGAGAUUCUCAGCCAGAGCGCCGAGGACAUCGGCGCCGCAGAGCUGCUGCUGAGACGAGCCGGGUCGGCCAGUAAGGAGGCGUCCAACACAAAGGAGGCGGCGGAUAAGAUGCAGGCCGUCCUGGACGAGACUGAGCGCGCUCAGAGCGUCGCCACGGACGCCCUCCAACUGGCCCAGAACAACACGAACGCCACCCGGGAGCUGCUGAGCUCUGUGGAGUCGGAGACGGCCGCGUCGGAGCUGAAGCUCGGUAACACAACGGGCCGACUGCUGCAGCUGGACAGGGAGGUGGGCCUGCUACGACAGAACAACCUGGAGGUGAACCGCCGGGUGGAGACGGCCAACCGGACCACCGACCGGGCCCGGCUGGACGCAGCGGAGGCCCAGCAGGAGUUUGACGAGGAGGUGAAGGGGAGACUUGUGACGGUGGAGGACCUGGUGGAGGACAAAGGGGAGUCGGCGCUGCAGGGGAGGACGACAGCGGAGAGACUGCAGAAGGAAGCCAAAGAGCUGCUGGCUCAGAGCGUCAGCAAGCUGCAGAGACUGGAAGAGCUGGAACGCUCCUACGAGGCCAACCAGCUCCUCCUGGAGGCCAAAGCUGCCGAGCUGCUGGAGUUGGAGGUACAGGCCCGCUUGGCGCUGGAGGCGUUCAGCCACAAAGUGAUGCUGUACAGUACCUGUGCGUGAGGGUCACCCAGUGUUCUACAGCUUUUAGGGCCAAACGCUGUAAUACGUAACACGUUAACGCUCCAGUAUUUUGAUCAGCUGAAAUGCUGCCAAUAAAGUAUCAGAAGAAACCACUAAAAGCCGAUGUGACCUCAGUCCUCAAAGCCGAGAAUGUGUAGACAAUAUUAAACUAUUUAGUUGUAUCGGAUAUUCAUAUAGUUUGUAUUUAAAUAUAAUGUAUACUAUUAAGUACUUAAAUAGCCAAAAGUAUUAAACAUUUGCUAAUUCUU